GUCUGUUUGUGAACGCGAGCUGUGCUCGUGCCCGAGAGUGAGGCGACUGCGGGAGGAAAACAAGCUAGAGACGAUCGAGACGCAUCCUGACCUGCAGAGACACUCACUGAGACGUGUUGACGCCCUGUAGGGUUAUGUUCACACCGGAGGCAGCUCAGGACACCGAGGAAGAGUCAUAGGAUGCACUGGUGACCCACCUAGUGACUGGUCUGCAGGCUCUCUGUUCGUCUUGUCCCGUACACCACCAGGUUGGGAGGCAGAUUCCCAGGCCCGUCUCGGACGCUAAACGUUUUUACUGGACCUAGCCAACAGGCCGCUUAAGGAGUGCAAGAGCACCUCUUCACGUGUGUUGUUCGGACCAGCCCCGCUCAUCUCCCGACAGAGGAGGUCGGAGCAACUGUACCCCUGCCCAACCAUCUAGUACCCCUCGCCCCACGACCUGCCACACCAUGGUGCUCUCGCAAAGGCAACGCGAUGAAUUAAAUCGUGCAAUAGCUGACUACCUGCGUUCCAAUGGUUAUGAAGAAGCAUAUUCCACCUUCAAGAAGGAGGCUGAACUAGAUAUGAACGAAGAAAUGGAUAAAAAGUAUGCAGGCCUAUUGGAAAAGAAAUGGACCUCAGUCAUCAGAUUACAGAAAAAGGUGAUGGAGCUGGAGUCCAAGCUGAACGAAGCCAAGGAGGAGAUAACCCUGGGCGGUCCCGUCACUCAGAAACGGGACCCCAAGGAGUGGAUCCCGCGCCCACCGGAGAAGUAUUCCCUCAGCGGGCACCGCAGCCCCGUCACCCGGGUCAUCUUCCACCCCGUGUUCAGCGUCAUGGUGUCCGCCUCUGAAGACGCCACAAUAAAGGUCUGGGACUACGAGACCGGUGACUUUGAACGCACACUCAAGGGGCACACAGACUCAGUGCAGGACAUCUCCUUCGACCAGACUGGCAAACUUCUAGCAUCCUGUUCUGCGGACAUGACCAUAAAGCUGUGGGACUUCCAAGGCUUCGAGUGCAUCAGGACCAUGCAUGGACACGACCACAACGUUUCAUCUGUAACCAUCAUGCCCAAUGGAGAUCACAUAGUGUCCGCCUCGAGGGACAAAACCAUCAAAAUGUGGGAGGUCGCAACUGGGUACUGCGUGAAGACCUUCACCGGCCACAGGGAGUGGGUGCGCAUGGUGCGGCCCAACCCGGACGGCACGCUGAUCGCCAGCUGCUCAAACGACCAGACUGUGCGAGUGUGGGUCGUGGCGUCCAAAGAGUGCAAGGCCGAGCUGAGGGAGCACGAGCAUGUGGUGGAGUGCAUCUCCUGGGCCCCCGAGAGCGCCUACCCCAGCAUCAUGGAGGCCACCGGCUCCGAGGUCAAGAAGAGUGGAAAGCCUGGGCCUUUCCUGCUGUCCGGCUCCAGAGACAAAACCAUCAAGAUGUGGGAUGUCAGCAUUGGCAUGUGCCUUAUGACACUGGUCGGUCAUGACAACUGGGUGCGUGGGAUGCUUGUCCACCCCGGAGGCAAAUUCAUAGUGUCCUGCGCGGACGACAAGACCCUGAGGAUCUGGGACUACAAGAACAAGCGCUGCAUGAAGACCCUGUAUGCCCACGAACAUUUUGUAACCUCUCUUGAUUUCCACAAGGCUGCUCCCUACGUCGUCACCGGGAGUGUAGAUCAAACAGUCAAAGUGUGGGAGUGUCGCUGAUUUGUGCCCGAGAAGAUUGGACGGACAACUACCCCUGCCAUCUAAUCGCUCCCUUCAGAUCCGAAUAAGCCCCCAGCCCCCCUUCCCCACCUUCCAUCCCCACCCCACCCUCACCCUCACCUCCCCCCUCCAUUCCACCUCCUCCAGAACCCACCGACCAGCCCCUUGCCUCCGGCCGCCCACCGUGGGUAUUUACCUAGUGUGCUCUCUGGUUCAGUAACUAUUGUCCUUCUAUGUAAAUUAUUCCUGGAUGUAGAUUGAGCUAUUAAAUGUUACACACAAAAAAGUAUUCUUGCAUGGUAAUCCAAAAUUGUAUACUAUAAAUUAACAUUACAUUGUCUAGAAGUACCAUAGGUUUAACAUGAGGCUGACCAUAUGUCAAGCAGCCUUACCAACCGAAGGCAGAUCUUGUGUUCCUUUGACUGGUGUAAAAAUGUAGGGCACUAAAAAAAAAAAACACAAUAAUUUAAGAAAUGACAGUGGCGUUCUUUGUGUACGAUUUAUUUUGUGUAUUUUUAUUUCUCUUCAUUCACUGUCUUAGUCUGUUGGUGCCUAGCUUGGUGAGGUGUUCAGAGGAGAAAG
Messenger RNA from Gadus chalcogrammus (walleye pollock), 2264 nucleotides. Its product is annotated as lissencephaly-1 homolog A. The record is from RefSeq and is a predicted model, not a curated record. Gene Ontology annotation, molecular function: microtubule plus-end binding; dynein complex binding. The transcript has 11 exons. Gene Ontology annotation, cellular component: neuronal cell body; nuclear envelope; neuron projection. Bases 450 to 1682 code for a protein of 410 amino acids. Gene Ontology annotation, biological process: brain morphogenesis; establishment of mitotic spindle orientation; retrograde axonal transport. NCBI's taxonomy places the organism in Eukaryota, Metazoa, Chordata, Actinopteri, Gadiformes, Gadidae.